Erpetoichthys calabaricus (reedfish) is the source of this 4989-nucleotide messenger RNA. RefSeq names its product mitogen-activated protein kinase kinase kinase 15 (gene map3k15). The transcript is spliced from 30 exons. Gene Ontology annotation, molecular function: ATP binding; MAP kinase kinase kinase activity. The coding region runs from base 680 to 4741 and encodes 1353 amino acids. Lineage: Eukaryota; Metazoa; Chordata; Cladistia; Polypteriformes; Polypteridae. Gene Ontology annotation, biological process: cellular response to stress; MAPK cascade; protein phosphorylation. The record is from RefSeq and is a predicted model, not a curated record.
GCUCCGGAGAGACCCUGACAGCUUGUGGAUCCGCAUUUCCUCAGCUGAUCGGCGGAGGAGCCGCUGGCCGAUUUCUCUUCCGCAUUAAGUGUCCCGCAGACGUCAUCAGGAGGACGAUAACCGGGAUCAUCCAGAAGCAAAAUAAAAGCAUUUACUGGUCGUUUUUUAGGGAGGAUUGAAAGAAACACUGAAGCGAAAGAAGUAUUUAUUAAAAGUUGAGGACUUAUCCUAUACUGCCUCUACAUGCGUUUUUACAACGAAUAAUUUGCAUUUUCUUCAUCAGACGAUCGACUGUUAAUCACUGAAAUAAAUUCAAAGAGCAAUUUAAAAGAGACAAAACGUGUGCCACUUUUUAACAUUUGACUGGAAAUUCCAAACCCGAGACUGCUGUUGUGUUCCGGAGAUAUUUUCAAGUUCUAGCUUGCUUGUCUGGAGGCAUUCUGUGCAGUGCAGCUGAAGUGGGUAAAGCGCUCUUGGGAAAAGAAUUAUGCGUGGGAUCUGAGAUCAAGUAUUCAGUUGGUGUGGGACACCUAAAACAAUGGCGCUUAACUUACCUGCGCCCCGGCUAAAUACUUAAAAAAAGUUGUUAACUGGCGGCGGAAAACGAAUACAAGAAGCCAGCGACUUUUCGAAGGCUUUAAUUUCGUUGUGAAUCGCUAGCGCCGUGUCAGCUACUUUCAUGGAGAUUGGCUCGUCUCAGCCCGGCGCGGAAUCAGGAGGGGAUCAUGCUACGGGUAAUGCUACAGGGACCGGGGAAAGAGCUGAAAUCAACAGUCCGUGCCCCCCGUCAAAACAGAGAUCACUACGCGUGGUGUACGUUCUCAACGACGGACUGAAAGCGGUGGCUGCCAACAGUCCGGAAUCGGGAGCCUUGCAGUGUUUACAGAGGGCAUGCGAUGCAGAGAGCGCUAUCCUGGCAACUGUCACCUUCGGUCGCCUAGACUUCGGGGAGACCUCCGUGCUGGACACCUUUUAUGAUGCAGAUAUUGCUGUGGUGGACAUGAGUGAUGUGUUCAGGCAGCCAUCACUGUUUUAUCACCUUGGAGUGCGAGAAAGUUUUGACAUGGCAAAUAAUGUCAUCCUUUACCAUGACACUGACCCUGACACUUCUCAGUCACUUAAGGACAUGGUCUCUCAGAAAAACACAGCGGCAGGUUCAAGUCCCGCAGGCUUCUCGUGGGUCCAUGUGCCUCCUGAGUAUCAUAAUUGUUUUCGAGGCAAAGCAUCCAGUGGAAAUUAUUAUUUUAUUCCAUAUGUGAUGACUCCAAACAAUGAAUACAUGUGCUGUGAGAAUGAUGCACAGAGGAGAGCUUCAGAGUACAUGCAGCCAAGUUGGGAUAAUUUACUGGGACCACUGUGCUUACCGCUCAUGGACAGAUUCAUCAGUCUUUUAAAGGAUAUUCAUGUAACCUCCUGUGCCUCUUACAAAGAUACUUUAUUGAAUGAUAUAAGGAAAGCCAGAGACAAAUAUCAAGGAGAGGAACUUGCCAAAGAGCUUUCAAGAAUUAAGCUGAGGAUAGAUAAUACAGAAGUUCUUACUCAAGACAUUGUUAUGAAUCUGCUGUUUUCAUACAGAGAUAUACAGGACUAUGAUGCUAUGGUUAAGCUGGUGGAGACUCUGGAGAUGCUUCCCACCUGUGACUUGGCUACUCAGUAUAUGAUUCAGUUUCAUUACGCAUUUGCCCUCAACAGGAGGAACAGCCCAGGCGAUAGAGAGAAGGCUCUGCGUGUCAUGUUACAAGUCUUACAGUCCUGUGAUCACCCAGCCCCUGAUAUGUUUUGCCUUUGUGGAAGGAUCUAUAAAGACAUAUUCCUUGACUCAGACUGUAAAGAUACCAAAAACAGGGACAAUGCUAUUCAGUGGUAUCGUAAAGGAUUUGAACUACAGCCAACUUUGUAUUCAGGAAUAAAUCUGGCUGUGUUGCUCAUUGUUGCUGGUCAGCAAUUUGAAAGCUCAAUGGAACUUCGAAAGAUAGGAGUGCGGUUGAACAGUCUUUUGGGCAGAAAAGGAAGCCUGGAGAAAAUGAACAAUUACUGGGAUGUUGGUCAGUUUUUCACUGUCAGCAUGUUAGCAAAUGAUAUUUCCAAAGCUGUACAGGCAGCAGAGAAACUGUUUAAAUUAAAACCUCCAGUCUGGUACCUUCGUUCUGUUGUUCAGAACCUACAGUUAAUUCAGCGCUUUAAGAAACAAAAUACAGAACAUUCUCCUCAGAAGGAGCGCCUUAGUUUUUGGAUGGAUAUCAUAGUGGAGGCAACCAAAGAGACUACAAAUGGCCUGAGGUUUCCAGUUUUAAUCCUUGAACCCACCAAAAUCUAUCAGCCAUCCUAUGUUUCAAUCAACAGUGAAGCUGAAGAGAAGAAUGUUUCCAUAUGGCAUGUGUCUCCAGCAGAAACGAAGGGUAUUCAUGAGUGGAAUUUUACAGCCACUUCAAUAAAAGGAAUCAGUAUAUCAAAGUUUGAUGAACGGUGCUGUUUCCUUUAUGUUCAUGACAAUUCAGAUGACUUCCAGAUCUACUUUUCUACAGAAGAUCAGUGCGCCAGAUUUUGUUCCAUGGUAAAGGAGGUGAUUUCAGAUGGAUCUGGCAAUGCUGUUGAACUGGAAGGUGAAGGGGAUGGUGAUACACUAGAGUAUGAAUAUGACUACAAUGAAAAUGGUGACCGAGUGGUUCUGGGGCGAGGUACGUAUGGAGUGGUUUAUGCUGGAAGAGACCUCAGUAAUCAAGUCCGCAUUGCCAUUAAGGAGAUACCAGAGCGAGACAGUAGGUACUCUCAGCCUCUGCACGAAGAGAUUGCCCUUCACAAAUAUCUGAAACACCGCAAUAUCGUGCAGUACCUGGGUUCGGUGUCAGAAGAUGGAUACAUUAAGAUUUUUAUGGAACAAGUUCCUGGAGGAAGUCUUUCUGCAUUGCUCAGAUCAAAGUGGGGCCCGCUGAAGGAAUCAACAAUAAUAUUUUACACCAGACAAAUCUUGGAGGGACUUCGGUAUCUUCAUGAAAAUCAGAUUGUACAUCGAGAUAUUAAGGGUGAUAAUGUCCUUGUGAACACAUACAGUGGAGUUCUAAAGAUAUCUGAUUUUGGAACUUCAAAAAGACUGGCUGGUGUAAAUCCAUGUACUGAAACAUUUACAGGAACAUUGCAAUAUAUGGCACCAGAGAUUAUUGAUAAAGGCCCUCGAGGGUAUGGUGCUCCAGCUGACAUCUGGUCUCUAGGGUGUACAAUUAUAGAAAUGGCUACUGGGAAGCCACCAUUUCAUGAGCUGGGAGAACCUCAAGCUGCCAUGUUUAAGGUUGGAAUGUUUAAAAUUCACCCUGAAAUUCCAGAAUCCCUUUCAACUGAGGCGAAGUCCUUCAUCUUGCGCUGCUUUGAGCCAGACCCCAACAAGCGUGCAACUGCUACAGAUCUCCUUAAAGAUUCUUUUGUCAGGCAUAAUGUCAAAGGAAAAAAGAAUAAAAUUGCAUUUAAACCCUCAGGUAUGUAUAACUACCUUCGAAGUGUGUCUCUACCUAUCCAGAUGCAGGGUGAGAACGCAGGUAGCAGCAGUAGUGAGCAUGGCUCAAUCUCACCAGACUCAGAUUCUAAGCAUGAUGUGUUCUUUGAAAAGAAGAAAAGGUCUAGUUCGGAAAACCUUAUCAAACCACCAAGUUCAAACUUCCUGAGUGUCCCCGAUGAUAGCUCAGUGUCAGAAGAUCGGAGUGCUCCACCUUCACCAGAGGACAGAGACUCUGGUUUGUUCUUGUUGAAGAAAGACAGUGAGAGAAGAGCUAUUCUCUAUAAAGUCCUCAAUGAAGAUCAGGAUAAAGUUAUUUCCAAUUUAAUGGAAAACCAUAUACAGGGGACUGAAGAAUUGAAGCUGUCAGUUGAUCACAUUAAACAGAUCAUCUGCAUUUUAAGGGACUUCAUACGUUCUCCUGAGCGAAGAGUCAUGGCAACCACAAUUUCUAAACUGAAGUUAGACCUCGAUUUUGAUAGCACUUCAAUCAACCAGAUCCAGCUGGUUUUAUUUGGAUUUCAGGACUCUGUCAACAAGGUUCUACGAAACCAUCACAUUAAGCCACAUUGGAUGUUUGCAAUGGACAACAUCAUCCGAAGAGCAGUCCAAGCUGCAGUGACCAUUCUUAUACCUGAGCUUCAGACUCAUUUUGGCCCAGCCUCAGAGAGUGAAGGGGUGGACAAGGAUGCAGAUGAAGUGGAGGAAGAUAAUGAGUUCCAGCCAGCCGAGCAAAAUACGGCAGAAGAUCCAGUACUCACGUCAGGGGUUAGCACGUUGAGUUCAGUGAUAUCCCAGGAGCCCCAACGUCCACAGCAUCCACUGGGGAUGCAGCUUGGCAAACUUAAACAAGAAACCAACAGGCUACUAGAAGAUCUAGUUCAGAAGGAGAAAGAGUAUCAGCAGCUUCUUCGGCAGACACUACAACAGCGAAGUCAGGAUAUGGAACUCAUUAGGAUCAGCUCCAAACCCAUUGAUAUCCCCCCACCUUCCAUAUUUCAUAUACCUGCAGAGCAGGAAAUGGACAAAGAGUUGGUGACCUGGCUGAAAGAUCAAGGAGCAGACACAGACACAAUUGAAAAGUUUGUUGCGGAGGACUACACACUCCACGAUGUGCUCAAUGAGGUGACGAAGGAGGACUUGCGAUACCUGCGGCUGAGGGGAGGAAUUCUGUGCAAAAUAUGGCGAGCCGUACAGAAACACAGAAGCAAAGAACUCCGAAAACAGCAGAUGGCCAAGAAUCUGGACAUUUGAUAAAGAUGCGUACUGGCCUGCUCUGCUGUCAGCAGGAUGGAAGACCAAAAAGCACCAGAAGUGCUCUCUGAACUUUUAAAUGUGCCUUGUCGAUUCUGUAGAAUGAGAUCCGCUGUGCCUCACGACUUCCUCGUCCUGUCGUAUUUUCUUGUUGCUUUCAUUCUUCCUUUAUGUUCCAAAGUGUACAACUCCUUGAAAUUGCAAGUCAAGCCAUUGAGAUGUGGCUGAAUGAAACAAGCUGGCUCUAU